AGUGUCCGUCGCUCUUGGCUGUACUGUCUCUAGAUCACCAAUCGUUGGUCCUCAUGCAACCACUCUUCAACGCUAUAGACAACAUCUCUAGGGCAAGGCGGAACGUCCGUAUUCCGCCCCGCAUGUCAACGAACAUCCUCCCGCUCCCUCAUGACUUUCAGUAUUCCGCCUUGCAGUCCACAUACUGUGAUCGUAUUAGGCAUAAUGAUUGACUUGACCAGAAUUCAAAUCCUGCGAUGGAACGAAAUCCAUGAACACGAUUUUAACCCCCCCCUGCCGUCCUCACUGCUCGUAAUGCACUUCUUGUGCGUCGUCUUGACGCAGUCCUUCAUUGCGCUUUAUGCAUAGUCAUACUGGGUUUCUAGAUCUGCCUCCUGCUUACUUUUUUUUCCUCCCAACCAAAGAAUAUGUUUCCCAUUCUCCUGGUGAGCGCGCUACUACCCGUGCAUCCGCCUCUCUGGGCCUUCUUUCCUGUCAUGGCCUGGUCCGGUUUCACAAUCGCCAUCGGCUUCCUCCUGCCCUGGUAAGUCGCCACACUCCCUCCUCUCUCAUUUUUGCGGUUUUCUGCACUAAGCCGACGCGGUGUUUCUCGCCGUCGCGGGGGUUGGCUUGCGUCUUCGAAGCCGAGCUAAGCCCUGCUCGCUAAGUCUGCUCCCGCCCACUUAUACCCCCUCCCGCGCGGGAUGUUUUUUUUCAUCCCACUCGUCUCCGGCUGCACUCAUUUAAUCAGAUGAAGGCGGUGGAUUCCACCCCCGGGUUGGGGUCUACAGUAGAUGUGCUAUCUCAUGAACUGUUAACAGAAAUUCUGAAAUUUGUUUUCGAUUCGAAAAGAUAGCUUCAGUAGGAUCGCAAUGUUAUCAGACAGUAGAAUUGCUGGAUGUCGUCUUUUGAACGAGUUUCUCUCAAGUCGCCUGAAAAACUGAGCUCGGUAAAAUGACCACGUAGGUAGUAUAAUUUCUCCUCAUUGUUUUUCUAUCCCCUUAUAGAUUCAAACAUAUCUUACAGAAAACGCGUACGAAAAUAUUCGUCCUUCUACUCACUUGCUAGAAAAUUACAUUUUUCCUAAAUUUCAUACUUGAAGGAGGAGUAUAAUUCGGUUUAAAAAACUUUUGAUUCCCGAAGAAUUUUGAAUCUGAUCUUGUGUUACACUUGCAUUCAAGAUUUUUAAGCCACCAGCUGUACAUUUUAACUGUACGGAAAAUCAUAUUAAGAAGACACCACAUAGGUUCCUGAAAUUUUGCAGUGAAUUUGAAAUAGAUUGGGCAAUUUACGGGCAACAUUAGUAAAUGCAGAGUUAUGGUGUUUUAUGAAUGCACAUUUCGCAGUCCUAAGAAAUCUCGGCGGGAAUACAGUGUCGCAACACUUAGAAUUGUCUAUUCCCCCACCAGCCUGUCUUACGGGCGGACUACUACUACUGCUACUACUACUACUACUACUACUACUACUACUACUACUACUACUACUACUACUGCUACUACUACUACUACUACUACUACUACUACUACUACUACUUCUACUACUACUACUACUACUACUACUACCACCACUACUACUACUACUACUACUACUACUACUACUACCACUACUACCGCUGUUACUACUAA
Molecule: messenger RNA, 1604 nt
Organism: Spirometra erinaceieuropaei
Lineage: Eukaryota; Metazoa; Platyhelminthes; Cestoda; Diphyllobothriidea; Diphyllobothriidae
Source: the annotation of a GenBank genome assembly